AUGAGCUUUGGCAUGCACGGAAAUUUGGGUGUCGAGUAUGACGGCGACACGCGGAUCGGGGACGUUGACGGGGAGGUGUGGGCGUGUCGCGAUAAGACCCCCGCUUCAGUCCAAGGGGGUGAAGGGACUAGUGCAGCGGCGGGUGAGGUUAACGAGAAAAGGCACAGCCCGGGUCUUCUUGAAGCAGUCAAGAACGAGUGGGCAGAACGACGGAAAGGUGGUGAACGAACAGCACCCGAUGAAGAUCGUUCACAACCCAAGCAGCGACCCUCCUCGCCUCGUUCUCGCCGCGUGGGCAUCGUCUUUUCACCUCAAAAUUACAAACGCCCACACUCCCUGCUCGACUUGAAGGACGCAGCUCGUAUCUGCGGCAAUUGCAGCCUGAGCUCCAACGACAUCUGCAAUAGUAGCCCCACUCCUACUAUUGCUAAUCCUCCGGUCAUUCCUCCUCGCUCUCCACUUCGACCAAUCUCCUUACGCUACCAAGAACUUCAGGAUCCCUCAAACACCGCCCCGGCUCCUACCCCGGCAAGUCAGCUCAUAAAUUUGGACGUACCGCUUGACACAGACGCCCGUGGUCACCAAAUGGACACCGUACAAUCUUUACGCACCUCAAAAGAGAUGCUUCGGAGACACAGCUUGGGAUCACUCACUGCCAUCCUUGAUUCGCUCGCCGCGGACCCAACAACUUUCCACGACAAAGAGUUGCCCUUGCCACCAGACUACGACGACGAUCUCUCUAGAACUACUCAAAGUGAUAGCGACGAGGACGAUUCAGACCCAGACGUUGACCCGGAUUCACCCAGCGAAGUUCUCGCACAGGAACUUGGUGUCUCCGUUAGCCCUACGCCCCCUGCCGACGCUGUCACCCUCAACUCCGGUCAACACACUGUCAUGACCAAACGAAUGCACGCGCUCUUUGAGUUGCUGUCAUCAGAACGCGCUUAUGCGUCUGAUCUCGCUCUGAUCCGUGAUAUCCACAUCCCACUUGCACUAGGCAGGCAUCCCUUUGUCAACCACCGCCAUUCAGUCCAACUGGGUCUGGGAGCCCGCCGCUAUUCCCAUCUGGCUCAGGAUCUGGCUCAUCAUCACGAACACUUGGCCCUCCCAUGUCACGGGAAGACGUACGGACACAUCUUUGGCAACAUCGAGGACCUUGCGGUCUUUGCCGACCGCUUUGUAGGUCUCCUGGAAAAGGCGAUUGGUGGUGCCAUAGACAACGGAAAUAGUGACGAUAGGGUGGGCACCUUGUUCCUGGAGAUAAUCCCGUCUCUAGAGCCCCCUUACAAAACAUACAUCACUCGUCAUCCGACUGCUUUGGCCCACUUGAACUCCCUUCCCCCGUCUCCGGCCUUAUCUGCUUAUCUCUCCCAAACUCGCACGCUUGCCUCAUCUCUGACUCACGCAUGGGAUUUGCCUUCUCUGCUCAUCAAACCCGUGCAGCGGCUCCUCAAAUAUUCACUUCUCUUGGGAGCUAUUAUUGACGCAACGCCUGACAAUCAUGGAGACCGUGCGGCCCUUGUUGAAGCCAAGCAAAAAAUGGAAGACGUGGCACGAAGCGUCAAUGAAGAACGCCGACGGUGGGAGGUCGUUCGCGAAGUCCUUGGCGAUUCAGCUUUCCAAAACACGAAUGGGAAAUCCAAGAAAGGUUCCAACGGUGUCAGCGUGGGAAUGGUUAUGACCGGCACGGCCCAUCUUGGUCGAAUGAAAACCUUACGCCCGUCCAAAACGAAAGAGAUGGCUGAAACUGGAAUUGAUAACGCCGAAGCAGUGGAAGUCGCUCGCUUGGAAUCUGAGCUCCAGCGAUAUGCCGCGUUUUUUGACAGACUCGCAAGGGAUGUCAGGGAAUGGCGGGAUACUAUGGAAGUGUCAUUGUUUGCUCUGCGUCAAUGGGGCAUUGCGUUUGGUGCUGUCUUGGGUCUUACGCCUUCCCCGUCCGCUCUAAACCCAGACCUCAUACCCGAUUCACCAAGUGGACAGGCAAUCGACACAUCAGAUCCUGAGAUACGCUCAGAAGCAUAUGAUGCUUUUACAAGUUUGCUAUCCUCCCUCCCGCCGCUUUGCGAUGUGUUUGACGAGCGCCUAAGAGAGAGAUUCAUACCAGUUCUGUGCGAGCUCAAGGCCAUGCUUGAACCCCCUAAAAAACUCCUGAGUGCCAUGCACGCACUUACUCCCUUACACGCUGCCCUUCUCCACACCCCCUUCUCACCGUCCAAGGGCCGCCGACCUGCACAAGCCCUGCUAACCGCCUCGCAGUCAUAUCUCGCGCUCCGCUCGGCGCUUGCUGCGGAGCUUCCGUUGCUCCUGUCUGCUCUGAAACGAGCGACUGCCUUUGCAGUACGUAUUCUCGCCGACGAACAAGCCAACUUGUACGUUAUGAUUGCGGAUCGUUGGGCCGAGCUGUGGGAUGCGCUGCGUGUAGAUGGGGAACGAUGUGGUGGUUCCGAGGAAACGUUACGCGUCUGGUGGGAGCGGUGGAGCGAGGUUGAGGAGCGUCUGCCUAAGUUGAAGAUUACUCGGCGAGAGAAAUGGUGGGCGGAGCGGGAACGGGAACUCAAGGAAGGUCGUGACUUCAGGAGUGAAGCCCGAGACAAGUCCAGAGAUGCCAAUCGGGAGAGGCAGGCAAGAAAAGCCGGUGUGCCGGCGUCCGGGUCCAGUGCGACUGGGUUCGAUUCCCAGAUCGUUACCGUGCAGUCGUCUCCCAACUCCCAAGCACGACGUCAACAUCAUUCCCAUGUCUCCAACAGCACCCCCACCUCGGACAAGCGCCGCAGCGGAAGCAGUGCUGUUACACCACCACCCCAAGUAAUACAACGGCGACCCUCGGAUGAGUCUUUUCGCUCGGGGAAAUCUGGAAAAUCGUCCGGCUAUGGUGGUAGAUCAGGUAGAAAUAGCAGAGUGGACGAUGAACCACCCGUACCCCGGCUAAAACCCAACUUCGUAGCGAGUUAUUCCAAUGGUCCCCAACACAGAAAGAGUGCACCAACUAUUACUACCUUGCGCACCUCCGCGUCCUCCACCUCACAAACUUUAGCCGACGUCGACGCAGGUUAUCCACCCUCACCGCUUUCACGUGAUGUGUUUGAUGAUGACGAGCAAGACAGGGGGCGAAGCCAACGCCGCCCAAGUUUCAAGAGUAAGAUCACAGACCCAUUCAAGCCAGCCCAUCACCGCCGUCGAUCCUCCUCUGUCAAAUCGCUAGGCGCGCCGUCUUCCCUCGCUGCCUACUCGAUGGACAUACCACUUCCUUCCUAUUCUCCCUCCGCUCAAUUUGCACAUCAUGCAAUUCAUUCAACGUCGACCCCUACUUCGCGACCACGAGCAUCCCCCACCCUCGCAACCACUCGUGCUCUUUACACGACCCGUGUCAUCCAUGCUUGCGAACCACCACCUGGUGUCUCAUAUCGCGGACUUCCUUUUUUUACACUUGAGUACGGUGACAUGUAUGAUGUCUUGCGGGAAUACGGCCAUCCCUCGACGCAUGCAGAUUUGCCGUUGUAUGUGGACGAUGGUGAGGAUUGCCUCUUACUUGUGCGGGAGCGAGCGAAGGGGAACGGGAACAGUGAAGGGAGUGAAGUGGGCUGGGCGCUGGCGAGUUUCUUGGUCCCUGUCGACUAGACGAGGCGUUGCACGGUGACUCCGCAUGUUUCUCAACAUGAACUUCUGAUCUUGAUUUUUUUUUCUUUUCAUUUCCAUCUCUUCAUUGAUCUGGACCCUCCUUCCCCCGAGUCAUUCUCUUUCCAUCUUUCCCAUCGUCGCCAUCACUUGAGCUACACCUUCCCCCCGCAACUGACGAGAUUCAUGGUUACUGCAUAUGUAAACUUUUACUAAUCGGGAUGUGAACAGCAUUGCCUUCCGCUUCCACGAUAUCCGCUCCCGUUUAGCCUAUCACCAAGUUGUUUUCGGGCUUACCGUGCCCCCCUUUGUUAGUGUCCAUGUACUUAUACCUCAGAAUGUACUUAGAGGACACAUUAUCGGGACAAAAUAUAAUUUAGUGCUCCGAUCCAGGCAGACGUUGGCAACGGGAGCAACAAGGUGAACAGAAGAAAGUGGCAAAGGCAGUUGAGGUCUCAGCCUAAUACACAUCGACA
This is a messenger RNA of Pisolithus orientalis, 4091 nucleotides long. RefSeq lists its product as uncharacterized. The coding region runs from base 1 to 3618 and encodes 1205 amino acids. The record is from RefSeq and is a predicted model, not a curated record. The transcript has 4 exons. Gene Ontology annotation, molecular function: guanyl-nucleotide exchange factor activity. Lineage: Eukaryota; Fungi; Basidiomycota; Agaricomycetes; Boletales; Pisolithaceae.